AUGCAUGCCCUCCAUUACACCGGCCUUGUGGCUCUUCUAGCCAGCACGGCCAUUGCUGGAAGCAUUCAGGACGUCAUUACUCUCAAGCCCAUCCCCAAGCCCAAAGGAUUGCAGGCCCGCGCUGAUGACUCGGCGGUGGCUCCCAGCAAGUCUAUCGGUCUCGACUAUGGUAACGACACCGACCCUCUAGUCCAUGUGGACCUUGACAUGAAGAGACCAACUGUGCUUCUGGAAGACGUCGCCUCCAUCGACAAUGUGACAUGCUCCGACGAUUCUAUUUCAGUCUCCUUCACUUCGGGGGAUGACUUCCAAGCUGCCGUGGCGACUUGGUCGAAGGAGACCGAUCUUGUUUUCUUCACCAACCACUUGGGUGGUUGCGAUACCGAAUCCGAGCGUGGCGUCUUCCUCGUCAACUGGAUCAGCAGCGACAAGGAAACCCUGACCGUUGUCGUAAGCGCCGAGAAGAAAGAUGUGGCUAGCACAGCUACCAACACCGCCAUCACCUUUGAGGCUGUGCCAGUUGCUAAGAAGCGCCAGACUGUUGCAAAGAGGGGCCUCGACGAGCGUGGUAUCACCGUCAACGAGAAGGGCCUGACUAUUGCUGGCACGAUCGGCCUCCCGAGGAACACCCCCAUCUACUCCUUCCCUCCCUACCUCGAGGUGUCAGCCGAUUCCGCUGAAGUCACGGCCAGCGUCACAUUCUCUGGCUUUUUGGACUAUGAUGUCCUGGGAGGCAAGCUCAAGCAGUUCUACGUCGACGUUGACUCCAGUAUCGACGCUGAGGUUGGAGUCACUGUUGCCGUUACGGCAGAAUAUCGCGACAGCUUCACCUACAGCCCCGGCGAGCUCUCUUACUCUAUCAUCGACGUUCCGGGCAUCAUCACCCUCGGCCCGGAGCUGCUCUUCGCCGUCGGUCUGGACAUCGAUGUUGGUGCUGGCGUCACUGUCACUGGGUCCGCCGGUGCCGGUCUGAAAAACGGCAUUAUUCAUCUCGAUUUCCUUGACAAUACCAAGACAAGCGUCACCCCCUGGAAGCCUGUCUACAACGCCAAGCUCGACCUCUCCGAGCGUGCUCUCGCCAAGGCCGACACCUGGAUCGACGUUACAUUCCAGCUCGUUGUUAAUGCCCUGGGCGGUGUCUUGGACUUGAGUGCCGGCCUUACCGCCCGUCCCCGUUUCAACAACGAGUUUGCGUUCACAGCAAGCCAGACUAUUGGAGCUGAUGGUACCGUCACUCAGCCCAACGACCUCGAUUGUGCCCAGGGUCUGAGCAUCAAGACUGACUUCUCUUUCACCCUCUACGCUUUCGUUACAAGCCUGUGGUCCAAGACAGUCUAUAACGUGUACAUCCCUAUUGCUGAGGAGUGUUACACCUGGCUUUAAAUAUAAGGGAGUCAAAUAUUGGCUCAAGGAUGUGAUAUCGUGGCUUCGACUAGCAUCGCUGCAUGAGCUCUCGGUAGCGUACAAAUCUAAAGGCCAAGUCGAGGAAGCGGUCAAGUUGCUGGAGCACGUAGUGGCGGUGGAGGCGAGAAGAAGAUGAUGAUGAUGAAGAAGAUGUAUUUUACGCCGGUGGGAACUCGG
Ilyonectria robusta is the source of this 1581-nucleotide messenger RNA. RefSeq lists its product as uncharacterized. NCBI's taxonomy places the organism in Eukaryota, Fungi, Ascomycota, Sordariomycetes, Hypocreales, Nectriaceae. The coding region runs from base 1 to 1383 and encodes 460 amino acids. The record is from RefSeq and is a predicted model, not a curated record. The transcript is spliced from 2 exons.